Molecule: messenger RNA, 420 nt
Organism: Guillardia theta CCMP2712
Lineage: Eukaryota; Cryptophyceae; Pyrenomonadales; Geminigeraceae
Exons: 1
Coding region: 1-420 (139 amino acids)
Source: RefSeq, a predicted model, not a curated record
AUGCCCUCCCCCCCUGCCACCAUGGAAGUUGAGCGUAUCAACGGCUCCGGUGUUGUUCAUGUCCUUCCCAGACGCCGAGUCGGCAAAGUCUGGCAAGCUGGACCAACUGUUACUCUCAACGCUCAAGGAGUGACCAGCUUGUUCGUCAUGCGCCAAUCCGAUGCAGCGAAGUUUCUUGGAAUUUCACUCACCAGCCUGAAAUCUGCAUGCCGACAGCUCGGUGUUACGAAAUGGCCUUACUCAAGACGGAGAAUGCUUGAUGGCAACAACAUGGAUGGCACAAAGAAAGACGACUCGAAGACUGAUGACGAGGAUGAGGACUCUGGUGCCGAAGAAGCCGAGGAAAUGUCUGAGCCCAUCACGGCGUACGAUUCGCUGUUCAUGGAAGCACUUGCACAUGUUGAGGGCAAGAAGCUGUAA